Molecule: messenger RNA, 621 nt
Organism: Staurois parvus
Lineage: Eukaryota; Metazoa; Chordata; Amphibia; Anura; Ranidae
Source: the annotation of a GenBank genome assembly
AUGGCAACUGGAGGCAGAGAAGAUACAACGGAUAAUGCAGCUGUACUUGAAUCAGAGGAGGAGCAGGUGCGUCAACAGACAGAAGAAAUAUUCCUAAAUUAUGCCUUUCACAUCACCCAGCUUAGAAGCGAAGAUGAGGAUUCCAGACCUCUUGUUAAUGAAAUUGAAGAUGUGAGACAAGUAAACAGCAAUUUAGACAAAGUGGGAUAUCAGCUAGCAUUGAUUGGAGAUGACUUGAAUAAGCGCUAUGAGGAAUAUUUUGAUGACAUUCUGAUGAACCUGAAUCCUAACUUGGACAACGCUUAUGACUACUUCCGAAAAAUUGCUUCCAGUGUUUUUGAAACUGGGGUGAAUUGGGGACGUGUUGUAGCACUCCUUGGCUUUGGAUAUCGAUUAGCUGUCUAUGUGUGGAAAAAUGGACGGCGCAAAUUUCUAAGAACGAUUGCUCAGUGGCUUGCUAGAUACCUGGUGGAAAGUAGAAUUUACCGAUGGAUUGAAGGACAAGGCGGAUGGGCUGCUGUACUUAAAUUGACAAAUAACAGUAUCCGAUACGUACUGAUGGCAUUGGGUGUUGUCCUUAUCUUUCAAUUUGUGAUUAAACGUUUGGGCUCAGGAUCCUGA